Sphaeramia orbicularis (orbiculate cardinalfish) is the source of this 679-nucleotide messenger RNA. RefSeq names its product dual specificity protein phosphatase 3-like. Gene Ontology annotation, cellular component: cytoplasm. Gene Ontology annotation, biological process: protein dephosphorylation; negative regulation of MAPK cascade. The coding region runs from base 106 to 669 and encodes 187 amino acids. Gene Ontology annotation, molecular function: protein tyrosine/serine/threonine phosphatase activity; MAP kinase phosphatase activity. The transcript is spliced from 3 exons. NCBI's taxonomy places the organism in Eukaryota, Metazoa, Chordata, Actinopteri, Kurtiformes, Apogonidae. The record is from RefSeq and is a predicted model, not a curated record.
GUCCUGAUUUCACCGAUGUCCAACCGCUAAACGGCCAGACGACGUCACACACUGCCUGUCUGUCUGUCUGCCUGCCUGUCUGUCUGUCUGCAGACACCAGACAACAUGUCAAACUUCGACGUCAGUCUGGCUCAGCUCAAUGACCUGCUGACAGAUGAGGGGGGGUUGUACAGCUGGCCCACCCAGCCCUUCCACCAGGUCUACCCCAGGAUCUACGUGGGCAACGCGUUUCUUGCGACUGAUGUGCAGCGUCUGAAGCGUCUGGGCGUCACCCACGUCCUGAACGCAGCUGAAGGAAACUCCCUCAUGCACGUCAACACCAGCGCAGACUUCUACGCCGGCACAGGCCUCAUCUACCACGGAGUCCCAGCCACAGACAGCGACCACUGUGACAUCAGCCAGUACUUCCAGCAGGCAGCAGACUUUAUAGAGCAGGCACUGCAGUACAAGCAGGGCAAAGGUAAAGUGUUGGUUCACUGCAGAGAAGGUUACAGUCGCUCUCCCACCUUAGUCAUCGCCUUCCUGAUGCUUCGUCACCACAUGGACGUCCGCAGCGCCGUGGCAACGGUGCGACACAAACGGGAGAUCGGACCCAACGACGGCUUCCUCCGACAGCUGUGUGUCCUCGACCAGAGGCUGGAGGCCCAGGGCCGACCCUGGAACCAGUGAGGACCACCAC